ACUUUCACAAUGAUAAAAAUGUACUUUUUAUUUAAUAAGUUAGAUAUUGCUACUUUUAAACAACAACUUUUUAAAAUUAAAUAAGUAGGAUUGUGUUACUUUUUAAACAACAAAAGUUAGUUUUCAUGGCAGCACAAUAUUGUUACUCUAAGUGACUGUGUUAAGUGAGAUUAGCACAAUAUUUUAAGCAAUAAUACUUUAAGUUAUAAUAAUAACUUAAUAACACUCUAUCAUUUGACAAGUAAGAUUGUGUUACUUUUAAAGUAACAAUAAUAUAAAGUCCCUUUUUAGGUAAAUAGAGAACAAAAACAAAGAGGUUUCAGAAGACAGACGUAAAAUUGUAGUGACAGAUAGAUGUAUCAUCAUUCAGCCAAAACUUCCUCUUUUUAGUUAGUCUCAUUUUAGAACCCCUCCCUAGUUCUCUCCCCGUCUCUCUCUCUCUCUCUCUCUCUCUCUCUCUGGCUCUCUCUCUCUCUCAGACACACACCCUUCCUCGAGCAGCAGUGCACGGUCAUCUCUCUCUCUCUCUCUCUCCCUCUCUCUCUCUCUCCCCCCGUCUCUCUCUCCCCGUCUCUCUCUUUCUCUCUCUCAGACACACACCCUUCCUCGAGCAGCAGUACAUGGUCAUCUCUCUCUCUCUCUCUCUCUCUCCGUCUCUCUCUCUCUCUCUCAGACACACACCCUUCCUCGAGCAGCAGUACACGGUCAUCUCUCUCUCUCUGACUGUGUCUCAGUGAGGCUCGGGGUCAGAGGAUGUCAGGUCGCUCUCAGGAGACUCUGCUCAGAUGAUGCUGUGCUCACGGUGAGGAUGGACUCUCGCGCUCUGACACACAGGUUUACCGUCUGAAGGUGUAGGUGUGGUUCUUCUGGGGUUGAUAGAUCAGUCACACAGCAGCAUGGCCGACUCAGGUGAGAGCGUGAAUAAAGACAUGAAGGUGUUUGUGGUGGACAGCCAGGCGCUGCCGCCUCCGGUGUCUGUGAGGAGGGACGACCCGCGGCUCUCCGUCAUCUACCUGCUGCUGGCCGUGGCUCUGCUGGGGGUCUUCAUCGAGGCUGGGCUCAUCUGGCAUCUGUACAGCAGGCCCGCGGGACCAUCAGAUAUCCAGAAAGUGGAGUAUAUAAAAGGAGAGAAGCACACACUUCCCAGCAGUUCACAUGAUUCCAAUGAAGUUUUACCUGAAAAACCUCCCAAAGCUGAGAGCAAACCAGCUGCAUUUCUGCAAAUCGCUUCGCCUCCGUUCAGUAGGAACGGCGUUCUGCCCUGGAGAUCUGACAGCUUCACGGUGUUCUUGAGGGGUCUGCAGUACAAGAACAACAGCCUGCACAUCCAGCAGGACGGAUACUAUUACAUCUUCUCCAAGAUCUCUCACAUGGAGAACUGCAACUUCUUCAAGCACCAGGUGAUGCAGAGGACAGAGAGGUACAACUCCAUGGCCAUCGAGCUGAUGCAGAGCUCCAGGUUCAUCUGCGUGACAAAUCUAUCCCAAUCGAGGGGCAACAGCUACCUGGGAGGCAUCUUCCAUCUGCUUAAAGGAGACAGUGUGUUCGUGAAGGUCAGUAACAGCUCGCAGGUGCACGGAGACGUCUACGAGAACUUCUUCGGGGCCUUCAUGGUCUAAAUACUGACAUACUUCUGCAAGGACGUCUCACACACACCCUCAGGUAUAUCAAUAUAUUUAGUGUGAGUAUGGCUGACUCCUGAGCCUCGGAUCCGGUGCCAUUUCUCUGUAAGUUUAAGGAUGAGUUAGAGGCCCAUUCUCAGGAAACCAUUUGAAAGGAAAUAUAUUUUUAAUCACUUGUUUUUAAGUAUUUGUACUAUUUAAGAAAUCAUGUUUAAAAUGCUUGUAAACUUGUUACUGUCAUCAAUGCUUUAUAUAUUAUAAGCUGAUGAUAAUUUAUAUACUGUACACACACU
Molecule: messenger RNA, 1915 nt
Organism: Carassius auratus (goldfish)
Lineage: Eukaryota; Metazoa; Chordata; Actinopteri; Cypriniformes; Cyprinidae
Product: tumor necrosis factor ligand superfamily member 14-like
Exons: 7
Coding region: 897-1619 (240 amino acids)
Biological process (GO): immune response
Cellular component (GO): membrane
Molecular function (GO): tumor necrosis factor receptor binding
Source: RefSeq, a predicted model, not a curated record